AUGUCAUCCCCAAGCUCCUCCUCCCACAACGGCAAGCGCAAACGCACAGCCACGGGCCUCGCCGCCGGCAACGCGCUCGGCAACAACCCGGACAUGAUGGACCAGGGCCAGGUCGUCCAGGCCGAGUCCCGCGACGCGUCCGGCGAGGAGGGCGACACCACGGCGCCCGAGUCGAGCCGCGACCAGCCGCCGCCUCCCUCCUCCUCCUCCUACCACCACCACCACCGUAAGGCCGCCGACGGCGCCUCGCACCCGCCCAGCAAGCGCCAGCGCGCCAACUCGGCCCAGACGGCCGCGACGUCGGCGGCCGGGGCCGGGGCUCCGCAGGCGUACGCGCAGGCGCUGGAUCCCGGCGAGCCGAGCGACACCACCGAGGCCAGCGUCGAUAUCGCCCACCGGGUUACACGGAAGGGGGUGAGGAAGGUGGCCGGGCCGGCGGGCGAGGAGAGGAAGGACAAGGAGAAGAAGAACAUCGUCAUGCCUCCGCCGCCGAUCGGGAAGCUCACACACCCGGUGGGAUAUCAGACCAACUCGCCCCCGGUGGGGAGGCCGGUUAGGGUGUAUGCGGAUGGGGUUUUUGAUCUGUUCCAUCUUGGCCACAUGCGCCAGCUCGAGCAGGCCAAGAAGGCAUUCCCCGAUGUGUACCUGAUCGUGGGCGUGACAGGGGACACAGAGACACAUCUGCGCAAAGGCCUGACCGUGCUGUCUGGCGCGGAGCGCGCAGAGACGGUCAGGCACUGCAAGUGGGUUGACGAGGUCAUUGAGAACUGCCCGUGGAUCGUGACCCCUGAGUUCCUCGACCAGCACAAGAUUGACUAUGUUGCCCACGACGACAUCCCCUAUGGUGCCGCCGAGGGUGACGACAUUUACCAGCCCAUCAAGGCGGCGGGUAAGUUCUUGGUGACCCAGCGGACCGAGGGGGUGAGCACCACAGGCAUUAUCACAAAAAUCGUCCGCGACUACGAGAAAUACAUCGCGCGGCAGCUGAAGCGGGGCACCUCGCGGCAGGAGCUCAACGUCAGCUGGCUGAAGAAGAACGAGCUGGACCUGAAGCGGCACGUGCAGGACCUGCGCGACAACAUCCGCAGCAACUGGACGACGACGGGCCAGGAACUGAGCCGCGAGCUGCGCCAGUUCUGGCCCGCCAGCCGCCCGCCUAGCCGGCCCCAGAGCCCGGCCCGCCUGGCCGCCUUCUUCGCCCCCAACGGCAACGGCCAAGGCCACGGCGGCGACGUCCCCGGGAGCCCGCUCGCGUCCCACGGCCCGCCGGGCCUGGCCAAGAGCCCCAGCGCCUCCGGCCUCAGCCUCGUCGGUGUGGCUGGCGAGAGGGCCGGGGGGAAUACAAACGAUUUCAUCACGGGGUAUACCCUGGGGUUGAUCGGCGGCGUGCGGUCAUGGAUGACCAAGAGCAGGAGAGACAACCGCGACAGCAGCCGGCCGGCGAGCGAUGACGACUGGGAGGAGUCAAGCGACGACAAAGCGGCCGAGCCCGGCCGCGCCGCUUCCACCCCCGUCCCCGCUCCUGCCCCUGCCGCCUCAGUGGUGGUGCCGUCGUCGUCGUCUGGCCAGUCGUAA
Messenger RNA from Phialemonium atrogriseum, 1575 nucleotides. RefSeq lists its product as uncharacterized. Bases 1 to 1575 code for a protein of 524 amino acids. The record is from RefSeq and is a predicted model, not a curated record. Gene Ontology annotation, biological process: CDP-choline pathway. Gene Ontology annotation, cellular component: nuclear envelope. Gene Ontology annotation, molecular function: choline-phosphate cytidylyltransferase activity; phosphatidylcholine binding. Lineage: Eukaryota; Fungi; Ascomycota; Sordariomycetes; Cephalothecales; Cephalothecaceae. The transcript has 4 exons.